Molecule: messenger RNA, 1411 nt
Organism: Lytechinus variegatus (green sea urchin)
Lineage: Eukaryota; Metazoa; Echinodermata; Echinoidea; Temnopleuroida; Toxopneustidae
Gene: bloc1s1
Product: biogenesis of lysosome-related organelles complex 1 subunit 1-like
Exons: 5
Coding region: 273-635 (120 amino acids)
Biological process (GO): endosomal transport
Cellular component (GO): BLOC-1 complex
Source: RefSeq, a predicted model, not a curated record
GGUCAAAUAGAAAAUACAUACAGCACUAGUCAUAUGUAAGAGCUAGAGUGCUCUGUCUGUGUAUGGCAAUUCAUUGAAAAGCAGCCAAUUGAUAAUUUGUUAAAUCCGUUGUUUUGGUUUUCCCCCUUCUGCAAGAUUUCUCAGCAACAAACUGAAAGAAUCUUUAGCAGCGAAGACAGGGAACAGCUGGUGUUCGCAGGUUCUAAAGGACAGCCUUGUCUGAAUUAAGUCCAUUGUUAACAGUCAAGAAGAAUUUUCCGCUCUGUUUGGAAAUGUUGUCGUCUAUGCUGAAGGAGCAUCAGGCUAAGCAGACUUCUCGACGAGAAGUUCAAGAGAAAAGGAAGAAGGAAGCUUCUGCAGCUGCUACUGCUGUCACAAGGUCGUUGGUGGAGAAUCUAAAUAGCAGAGUGGCCAUUGCCUACAACAAUGAGAAGAAACUUGACGCAGAGACGAAACAACUUCAGGCCAAUGCUGGUCAGUUUGCUAAACAGAGCAUGCAGUGGUUAUCUCUGGUUGAGAACUUCAACCAGGCAUUAAAGGAACUUGGAGAUGUUGAGAAUUGGGCUCGUAGCAUAGAGACUGACAUGCAGACAAUAGCAAGUGCUUUGGAAUAUGCAUACAAAGAUACAAGCUAACAUUGUUCCAAGAUUCUUCGGGCACGAUCAUGGAAGCAGCUCAUAUUAUAUUGAAUCAAUGGAGUAUUUUCAAUUCAAAAUGAGAUCUAAAACGCGAUGGUGUUGAUUCCAUAACGCCAUGGUGUGGACAUACUUGUCAUUGGAGCUAGGAAUAACUUUUCAAUUCUAUCAGGCAAGGUGAAGGCUUUCCUCUGUUCGUUCCCCAUGCUUUGUCAAGAGUUAUAGCAUCCCGGAGUGCACUAACAAAGUUUGCACAUAUAAAGUCCAAACUUGAUGACUCGUGCAAAGUCAAAUGUUAUUGUGAUGAAUUUUAAGGAUUUUGGUCACCCAUUUUGAGACUUUGGUUUUGUAAAUUGGUGACUGAUGAUGAGGAAAGCACUAUACAAAUGUUGCAAAAAUCUUUGAUCUAACCUGUCAUCAAAUCCAAACAAGGCAAAUGGUGUUAAAUUGGCAUUUGUGGUUGCAUAACCAUUGGCAGUAUUAACUGUCCUGUCAUCAAGCAUACUUUGAGAGAGUGUUUUCAUCAACAUUUUCAUCUUCCAAGUUAUCAGAUAUGAUAUCUUUCUUGAAUUCUGAUCAGCUGAGAAGCACUGGGGAACAAUUUCAUCAAAAUUUUUGUCUGACAAGUCAUCAGAUCUGUCAUAUUUCCUGGAUUUUGACUGGCUGGGAAGCAAUGUUGCUAUGGUGAUUGUCGGAUAAAAUAAAACUUGUCAGAUAAAACGUCCGACCAGUCCUUUCAUGAAAUGCUCCCCAGUUGUAUUUUACUACAGUGAUUG